AUUUUUGAGCUAUUGAAACAAAACCCCAUCUUAAACCUCCAACUCCUCCAUCUUUGGUAAAUUUUGCAGGGUUCUCUUUUUCUUCACUCAUCAUCAAUGGCGGAUAAGCUAGCUCUCCCUCUUCUUCUCCCAAGUCCACCACUUUCAAGGCCCUUUUCCUCUCAAGAUUUCAAUCAUCAAAAACCCAUCAGCCACCACCAAUCACAGCCCUUAACACCACUCCUUAAUGAAAUUUUACAGCCCACAAAACCCCUUUUGCCCAUGACCCACAAAACACCUAGAAAAAUUGGAAAACAUAAUGACCCAAACAGGGGAAAGCCAUGGGCUUCUCAUUUAUCUUCACAAGGUCAGGUAAUUUUCAAAACCCUAAUUGACCCAUGUUUUGAUUUUUCCCAAAUUGAUGAAAAGUUAGUUGCUUUAGUUGAAUUUCAUGAGCCCGAAUCAAUUUCGGGCUCCAAGUUGUUAUCUUUAGAUGUAUUGGGGUUAAUUCAGGGUCUGGGUCAUUACAAGAAAGUUGAAUUAGCUUUAAUUGUGUUUGAUUGGGUUAAGAAGUAUUAUAAAGAUUCGGGUAAGGCUUUACGAGGUUCGGUUGUGGCUGUAAUUGUUUCUAUGCUUGGUAAAGAUGGUCGGGUUUCUGUUGCCGCCAGUUUAAUUCGUGGCCUUAAGAAAGAUGGUUUUGUUAUUGAUGUUUAUGCUUAUACUUCGCUGAUUAGUGCUUAUGCUAGUAACGGGAGGUUUCGUGAGGCUGUCUCGGUUUUUAAAGAUAUGGAAGAAGAAGGGUGUCAGCCUACUAAGAUUACUUAUAAUGUGAUACUUAAUGUGUAUGGAAAAAUGGGUAUGCCGUGGAAUAAAAUUGAAUCGGUAUUUGAUAAUAUGAAAAGGUCAGGGGUUUUCCCCGAUUUGUAUACUUAUAAUACUUUGAUUAGUUGUUGUAAGCGCGGGUCUUUGCAUGAAGAAGCUAAUAGGAUCUUUGAAGAGAUGAAAAUGGCGGGGUUUGUGCCUGAUUAUGUUACUUACAAUACAUUGUUGGAUGUAUAUGCAAAGUCCCGGAAACCUGAUGAGGCAAUGGAUGUUUUAAGGGAGAUGGAGAUCAAUGGGUUUUCCCCAAGUGUUGUGACUUACAAUUCGUUGAUUUCUUGUUAUGCUAAAGAUGGGUUGUUUAGUGAAGCGAUGGAGUUAAAAGGUCAAAUGUUGGAAAGGGGGAUAAAACCAGAUGUUUUUACCUACACGACUCUGUUUUCGGGGUUUGAGAAAUCCGGGAAAGAUGAGUCUGCUAUGCGGGUUUUUGAUGAAAUGAUUACUUCGGGCUGCAAACCGAAUAUUUGUACAUUUAAUGCCCUUAUUAAGAUGCAUGGUAAUAGAGGGAAGUUUAUGGAAAUGAUGAAAGUUGUUGAGGAUAUUCAAAAAUGUGGCUGUGUUCCUGAUAUUGUUACAUGGAAUACACUUUUGGCUGUUUUUGGUCAAAAUGGAAUGGAUAGUGAAGUUUCAGGGGUCUUUAAGGAGAUGAAAAGAGCGGGUUUUAUACCUGAGAGGGACACUUUCAAUACUUUGAUUAGUGCUUAUAGUAGAUGUGGGUCGUUAGAUCAAGCCAUGAAUGUGUAUAAAAGUAUGUUGGAAGCGAAAAUCAGUCCCGAUCUUUCCACUUAUAAUGCAGUUUUGGCAGCAUUAGCUCGUGGAGGUCUUUGGGAGCAAUCCGAGAAGAUUCUAGAAGAAAUGAACAACCGGGGUUGUAAACCCAACGAGUGUACUUACAGUUCUUUACUUCAUGCCUAUGCAAACAGUAAACAGAUCGAAAAAAUGCGUGCUCUUGGAGAGAAGAUAUAUUCUGGUGAAAUCGAAACACAUGUCGUUUUGUUAAAGACUCUUGUUUUAGUCAACAGCAAAACGGAUCUUAUAGGAGAAACAGAUCGAGCAUUUCUUGAAAUGAGAAAUAGAGGUUUCUCACUAGACAUUAAUACUCUAAAUGCUAUGGUUUCAAUAUAUGGUAGAAGGCAGAUGUCGAUGGAAGCAAAUGAAAUCAUUUCAUUCAUGAAAGAAAGUGGAUUUUCUCCCAAUCUGACCACAUACAACUCUUUGAUGUACAUGUACAGUCGAUCUUCAGAUUUCCCAAAAUCAGAAGAAAUCUUGAAGGAUAUUUUGUCAAAGGGAAUCAAACCUGAUGUUAUUUCUUACAACACAGUGAUUUACGGAUACUGCAGAAACGGAAAGAUGAGAGAGGCAUCGAGGGUUUUGAGUGAAAUGAGGAAAUCUGGUGUUAUUCCAGAUGUGAUCACUUAUAAUACCUUUAUCGCUAGCUAUGCUGCUGAUGAAUUGUUUAUGGAAGCCAUUGAUGUAAUCAGAUACAUGAUCAAACAAGGGUGUAGACCUAAUGAAAGCACAUACAACUCUAUCGUUGAUUGGUAUUGUAAGUUUCAUCACAGGGAUGAUGCUGUUCUCUUUAUAAAUAAUCUUCGUGAGGUUGACCCACGUGUGUCUAAAGACGAAAUUAGUAGAUUAUCGGCACGUGUUGCACAGAUUGCAUAAGGAUGUUGUAUUGUAUAUGCUUGUUUUGGCCUGUACAUAUGCUUAUAGUUUUGCAGAGGAACUGACGAACUUAAAGUUGUGUAUACUUAUCAAUCUAGUUGAUGGAUAGUAGUAACUAUAGUUUGGAGCUAAUCACCUGUUUGUUUAUUUCAGGAGGAGGAUGUAAAUUUCAAUGCCAUGUGUAUUAAAUGAUUCAAAUUAGUCUAUGAGGUACUUUGAUAUUGUAAAAA
This is a messenger RNA of Erigeron canadensis, 2753 nucleotides long. RefSeq names its product pentatricopeptide repeat-containing protein At5g02860. Bases 97 to 2523 code for a protein of 808 amino acids. The record is from RefSeq and is a predicted model, not a curated record. The transcript has a single exon. Lineage: Eukaryota; Viridiplantae; Streptophyta; Magnoliopsida; Asterales; Asteraceae. Gene Ontology annotation, molecular function: protein binding.